Molecule: messenger RNA, 4975 nt
Organism: Ictalurus punctatus (channel catfish)
Lineage: Eukaryota; Metazoa; Chordata; Actinopteri; Siluriformes; Ictaluridae
Gene: tnfsf12
Product: TNF superfamily member 12
Exons: 7
Coding region: 467-1243 (258 amino acids)
Biological process (GO): immune response
Cellular component (GO): membrane
Molecular function (GO): receptor ligand activity; tumor necrosis factor receptor binding
Source: RefSeq, a predicted model, not a curated record
UUUACAAAUUUGUUCAAAACGUUUGAAUCGUUCGUGUAUGAGAAUCGCUUGGCUUGUAAGAGUUGUUGAAAAAGAACCGAUUCUGUUGCGAGUCGCUUGUUGCAUUCUGAGAGGACGAGGAAGUGUGUGACGAGAAUUCAGCAGUACAGGUCUGACAACUCACAACCAGAACCUGAUUUUUCAGCUGCAGCUGUGAAUCUGUGGCACUCUCUCACAGACAGACGCCAGUUCCGCAGCUGGGAGGCUGCAGCAGUCACAGUGCGCGAGCUCUCACUCCGGGAAAACAGCAGAGUGCGCGCGCUCAUUCUCACCAUCUGCAGUCGCGCUUAAAGCUCCGCGAAGCGUGUGUGCGUGCAUCUGGGACCAGACAAAAACGAAAAAUGUGCACGCACAGCGCGUUGGCAGUGACGGAGUGAAAAACUGCGGAAUGGUGAAGUUGCAGCAGCAGUAGCAGCCGUGCGUGACAAUGCAUCGGAUAGUGCAGAGGAGGCGUGCUGGGCCGCUCCGCUCCGCGUGGUCGCUGCUCGGUGCCGUGGCGCUCGCGCUCGCCGCCUCCAGCGCUGUGUUCACCGCGUGGACGUGGCGACAAACCCGAGACCUGACCAGGUCCGUCCAAAAUCUGCGCGACCGCUUGGAUCAGGUGAAUUUGCAGCGCAAGGCUAUUGUCCAGCUUUUCCUGGAGAAGAGGGAGCUGCUGGAGAGCCUGCGAGUGAAGAGAGAAGCUGGAGGGGCAAAAAGAAAAAAUGGAAAUGGAAGGAAGGUGGCCUCUCACUUCGAGACUGGAGGGGCAAAAGGAAGAUACGGAAAUGGAAGGAAGGUGGCCUCUCACUUUGAGAUAACCAAAGAUUCAUUCAAAACAGUGGAGAAUGAGGGAAUCAUUAAAGGAUGGACUGAGCAGUACCUGAAUAUGACUCAAGCUGUGGAGUAUAACACAGAGACAGGCACUUUUAAAGUAGUUCGGAGGGGUGUCUACUUCCUUUACUGUCAAGUGCAUUUCAGUGAGCAAAAGAGUCAGUAUGUGAAGCUGGAAGUGACUGUCCCUCAGGGCCCCUCACUUCAGUGCAUAGAGGGAUACAGCACCACUCCAACCACAGGUUUUAAACAGUUCCACUUCCUGAAGCCGUGCCAGGUUUCUGGCCUCCUGCUUUUAGAGAAAGGCGCCGAGCUCAAGGCUGUGACCGGAAGUGAUUUCAGCCUGAAGGACUCAGGCAAACAUUACUUCGGCCUCUUCAAGGUGAAUUAGUGGAUCAGCUCCACAGUUCAGCCUCAUUGACUGCAUCAUUUUUUGGAGGUCUACCACAGUCGAUACUCACUGGCUGGUUGAACCAUCGUUGGUUCUUUUGUUAAACAAGUUAAAUAUCUGUCUUUUUGUUUGUUUGUUUGUUUUUAAUCUGACACAUUUGAUAGGGUCCCUGCAGUCAUGGAGAAUGGCUGCAACCAAGGCAUGGAUGUUUCAAGAGGCACCUGGAAGUAGUUGAAAUAAUGACUGUACACAUACUGGUGCCCUAAAUAUGGCACUAAUCAGGAUGGUAAAGACUAGGAGACCAUGACUGCUGGACAGUUACAGUGGAUCUUUUUUGGAUUGCCCUGGUUUGGACAUAAGGGUAUAAACACUGACUUCACCAACUGUGCUUAAACAUUUACUUGUAGCCUGAUAAGGACAUAGUUCCAAACACAUGGCUGCCUUCCCUAAACAGUGGCAUGGGCAGGUUGAAUGGAAGAUUCAGUGUUGGUGUUGUUAAGUCUGGACACUAAAAGGUGCACAUGUGAAUUUCAUCAUUGAUUGUUAGGAUGGGAUCAAAUAUUUGCUCUGACUAACAUACAGUUGUCAUUGGAUCAGUUCAACUUUGAAAAUAUUGAUUUACCAAAUACACACCAAGUAGUACUCCUUAUAUGUCCUUAUUACUGACCUUCACAUACACUUCAACUGAAGCUUUAAGUGCCUAGUAUAUUGUGAUAUAUUUUUUUUAAUAUGAUUGUGAAAAUAUAGUAUAGAUUGCCAUGAAGUGGUGGUAUGCUAACAACUUACAGUACUGCACUUCCAUGUGUUCAUUGCUAUAGAUAAAUCUUGUAACAAAGUCACAAUAUACCUAUGUUGUUGUUUUUAAAAAAUACAAUGCACAUUCAAUUCUUAAAGUUUUUUUUUAUAGGUAAAGUUACAGAUUUUAUACCAAGUUUAUUGCAUUUAAUCUCACUGGUUAAUCAUGCGUGAAACAACUUUUCAUUUUAAACAACGUAUGUCAAUGUCUCUUGGGCUUAAGACUACCAUAAAAAUGAGAGUUUAAUUAGUUCUGAAAUGGAAUGUUUGCCAUUUUAAAUGCACAUUGUGCUGAUUGGAUUUCCUAAUCAUACCCCAGCUUCCCUUUUGUAUAUCUGCAGCCCAUUGUUUCCCCAUGCCCUCGACUCUCACUUCCUUUACCCGCUGUAGUAAAUAGCCGAAAAAACAUGGAGAAGUAACAUAUUCCCAUUUGUCUCCCCAAUCUAGUCCUUCCCCCUUCUUCCUCUUGCCAUUUUUCUUUAUUUCCACUUUUUGGGGUUGCUCCUUGCACUCAAUCCACAUUUGGAUUGCUGCAGGGGUUUCUGCUGUUCAGAAACGGCGUCCAAGAUAAACUCGUCUGGGUUGAGGUGAAGUGUGGAAUGGCUGUGUGUGUGUGUGUGAAUGUAAAUGCACGAUCAGGGUAACUGCAAUGGCAGUUAAAAUUUCACAGCUCUUUAGCCUGUAUCUGAGUUAAUAUGUACAUGAUGUACUUUUUAAUUUGAUGGAUCUUAAAUGAUCUCUUUGACCAUUAAGAUUCUAGUUGACUGAACCAAAGCCAAAAUGAAAACAGAGCCAGAGAGUUCAUAAGGGCCAAACUGAAUGUGUGUGAGAGGUUGCAGUUUCUAUAUGUUAUAACUGUCAUACAUUGAUUUUACACAAUAAAUAAGGUUAAAAAAAAGUGUGGCAAAAAUGCUAUGGCUUCUUGUUUACCAGUGUAUAUGGUUUUAAUGGCCAGGGUUUGACUCAUCAUGUGUACGAAACUAGGCACUGAGAUGAAUCACUUGCAAAUUAUUUCUUCUAAUUACUAAAGGUUGAAAACAGUAAUAACAGACAUUCAAGACAUGUCCCGUUUUACGCUAAUGUUUAGCCCUUCCCAUAAUUAGCUGUUUGGUUUGUGAAGAACUAACACAGCUUUACAUGUUUUCAUUCGAAUCUUUAUUACAAACAAAACAAAAGAAAAGAAAGAUGCAUUAUUAACAUGUUCCGUUCGUCCACCCGGAGUCAAAUCACAACAUAGCCACUGAUUUGGAACUGGUUCGGAACUGCAGCUUACACAGUGACACUUAUUAAUAAAUGAAAUGUUGGAAAAGAGACAAAUAAAAAAUACAAAUACAGAGUGGACAAAAAAAGGUGGUGCUUGAUUCAAAACUUAGACUCUCCCAAUUUUAGUCAAGCACCGAAAUGUAAAUUUCUCAGUCUUCACACAGGAGGUAUGCAAGGGAGUAGAGCAAAUAAAUUAAAUUUUCAACUCGUUAUCUAUCUCUUUGAGUUGAGGCCUAGCAAAGGAUAAUGUAAGAGCAAGCAGGUGCAGAAUUACAUAUUCUGUUCAACUCUUUACAGUUGUUUUGCUGUUAAGGCGCUUAUGUCAUUAAUACUGUGCAUUUCAGCAGCCAAAGGUGUCGAAGUUUAAACAUUUUCAGAGACAAUGUAGGGAUUUUGCUUUCUAAUCUUAGAUUAUAUAAUUGAUGAAUUAAUUAUAUUGUCAAUGCAUUUGAGGAUUACAUGAGUGAUCCACUGUGUGCAGGUUACUCGCAAGCCCCAAAUCUACUGUAGAUCGCAAGCUAGAAAGAUGUUAAUUGUUCCGAAGUUCAUUCAACCUCUUCGUUGGCUAUUAUAACAAUAUGCUGUAUAUAGGGAAACAUCAUGGACCAAACAUACAAAGAAUUAUCUUUCUUUUUUCCUUAUUUUCAUUUGGUAGAAGCUUCGCAAUCGUAACAUCAAGGACAACAUCAACAGUAACGUUAACAAUAAUUAUAGGUGCUAGGAACAAGGAUUAAAAUCACAGAAAAACACAAUGAACUGAGCUUAAAUAUGCAAACAAUUCAAAGACUCUGUAAAAAGGAGAAAGAGAAAUAUGGAAAACAAAGUGGGAAGGAGUGGUGAGACAUAAAGAAGUAUUUUUUUUUGUCUCCAUAAGAGGAUGGAAGAGUAAAGUGAUGUGGAGAUACAGAAAAGAUAGAAUGGAGCCAGAGGGGAAUUAGAAUAGGUAAAGCAUUGUUGAAUUUGAUAUAGUAAAACAAAUACUUUCAGUUGUUUAAUUUAAUGACAUGUCAUGGCUUAAUUCGAACGUGCCAAUCUAAAUACAUAUCAAUGGUUGUGUUCCAAAAGCUAAAUGCCAUAAAGGCCUUUCUAUCCAAACAAGAGACCAUGACCAAUGCCCCUGUUUUAAAUGUCUCUCCCUCGUUAUCAUAUCAGGCAGCUCAAAAAUUCAAAUAUUAUGUGGAGUCAUUACAAAAGCAAGAGCUGCAUCAUAAAGAAAUUGAUUUCAUAGACGUAACUGUUAAGGUACUGAACAGCACUAUUCUCAGUGUUAGCUUUACAGCUUCUUGUACUGAAAUGAAAAAAUAAAACCUGCUGUUGCCGAGACUAUAGUAUGGAUGCAUGGAUGUUUCUCUUAACAUGAAACACAAAUGGGAUAGCAUGCUGCUGAAACAAGGGGACGCUAUGAAGCCUGGCAAAUGCUUUUACACACACAUGCAGCUUCAUCUCUGAUUCAGAGGGAGGCAGGAUGCUAAUGAGGUUCUGUAGUUGUGUGUGUGUGUGUGUGUGUGUGUGUGUGUGUGUGUGUGUAUUUGUGUGUUUGUGUGGAAGGUGUUUUGUAUGUCUCUGAGUAAUCCCAAGUGUGAGCAGUUGGCUCAAGGCAGAAUUUGAGCGAGAAUAGAUAGACAACAAGGAUGGUAUUUGUAAGUGAUUUUGUGUGUGAGUGUGUGUGGGGGG